Priapulus caudatus is the source of this 525-nucleotide messenger RNA. RefSeq names its product mediator of RNA polymerase II transcription subunit 31-like. Gene Ontology annotation, biological process: regulation of transcription by RNA polymerase II. The transcript has 5 exons. Gene Ontology annotation, cellular component: core mediator complex; mediator complex. The coding region runs from base 51 to 434 and encodes 127 amino acids. Lineage: Eukaryota; Metazoa; Priapulida; Priapulimorpha; Priapulimorphida; Priapulidae. The record is from RefSeq and is a predicted model, not a curated record. Gene Ontology annotation, molecular function: transcription coregulator activity.
AAAUGACAUGCACUUUCUUCAGUCGAGUCCCUUGCUCGUGAUGGAAGGAAAUGGCUGCCAGAGUAACAGAACAAGAGGACCGUCUCCGAUUUCAAAUAGAGCUUGAAUUCGUUCAGUGUCUUGCUAAUCCCAACUAUCUACACUUUCUGGCACAGCGAGGUUUCUUCAAGGAUCCAGCAUUUGUGAACUAUCUUAAGUACUUGCAGUACUGGAAAGACCCACCCUAUUCGAAGUAUCUCAAGUACCCACACUGCCUCCACUUUCUCGACCUGCUGCAGUACGAAUCGUUUCGCAAGGAGAUCGCAAACUUUCAGUGCGCCAAGUUCAUAGACGACCAGCAGCUGCUGCAGUGGCAGCACUACACGCGCAAGCGCAUCCGCCUGCUCAACCAGCAAGCCGAGACGAAUCAGCAGCAGCUUCAGCAGCAGAAGUGACCACGUACCCCCGCUGCCACGUAGACCCGGCAGGGAAACGAGACUGAUCAGUGAUCGUCACUUCGAUCAUCACAAAACAAUAAUUGUGCGA